Molecule: messenger RNA, 1434 nt
Organism: Closterium sp. Naga37s-1
Lineage: Eukaryota; Viridiplantae; Streptophyta; Zygnematophyceae; Desmidiales; Closteriaceae
Source: the annotation of a GenBank genome assembly
CUCCUGAAACGGUUUGACACGGCACGGGUGGACAUAGUGGAAAGGCUACCCUCGCCCUUCGGCCUGGUGCGCACGGGAGUUGCCCCGGACCACCCUGAAACCAAGAAUGUGAUCAACCAGUUUACCCGUGUGGCCCAAAAUCCCCGCUGCCAAUACUUUGGCAAUGUACUGGUCGGCCCUGUGGCGUCCACGUCAGCACCAUCAUCCUCCACGUCAGCAUCAGACCCGUCACCAUCUUCAGAUUCACCAUCACCAGCAGCAGCUGUGACGUUGCACGAGCUGCGUCAGAUGUACCAUGCUGUCAUCCUGGCGUAUGGAGCAGAGGGCGACCGCGAUCUCAAUGUGCCUGGAGAGCACCUGAGAGGAGUCUUCUCUGCCAGGGAGUUUGUGUGGUGGUACAACGGCCAUCCCGACUAUGCCAAUCUUCCAGUGGACCUCACCUCUACUGACACCGCCGUUGUCAUUGGCCAGGGUAACGUGGCUCUGGACGUGGCAAGAGUGCUGCUCCGACGGCCGUGCGAGCUUCAACCCACCGACAUUGCAGAGCAUGCACUGGAGGCACUGGCGAGCAGCCAAGUCAGGCUAGUGCAUGUGGUGGGAAGGCGGGGUCCGGUUCAGGCCGCCUGCACUGCCAAGGAGGUUCGCGAGGUGCUAAAGCUCGAUGGCAUUCAAGUCAUGCUCAGGCAAGAAGACUUUGCUCUCACUCCUAUGGAUGAGAGUGAGCUCAAGGCAAGUCGCAGCCACCGCCGCGUGUUUGACCUGCUCUGCAAAGCAGCAGCUCCAUUUGCGUCAACACCAGCAACACGACCAUCACCAUCACCAACAGUGAUUGGUAGCAGCGAUCGCCGUGAGCUGGACUUUGUCUUCUUCCGCUCACCUGUGGCUGUGCUGCCAGGAGUGGGCAAGGCGACAGGAGAGGGUCUGGCGACAGGAGGAGGAAAAAGAGCAGAUGGGAAAGGAGAAGCAGAGGAACGUGUUGGUGCGAUUCGAAUGGAGAAGAACGUACUCACGGGGGACUUCAGGGACGGGCCAAGGAGAGCAGUGGGGACAGGGGAAACUAGCGACCUGCCUUGUGGGUGGGUACCAGAGUGGGUGAUUUUGUUGAAUAGAGCGAUGCUGCUAUGCCAUCACUCUGUACUUGUUGCUCCCUCCCUGCCCCUCCCCGCCUACUGCACUGCCAACCUUUCAAUACUGCCGCACUCUCCAUCUGCUGAAGAUCAUACUGCUCAUUGCUCUCUGCUGUCCCCCUUCUGCUCCUCCUCUUGUCCUCUCUGUCUCCUGCUCUUUGCCAUUUGUGCCGAACUCUCCCCUUCACCUCCCCUGACCCCCCUCCCAGCCUCAUGUUCAAGAGCAUCGACUACCGUUCCCUGCCCAUUGUUGCCAUGCCAUGCCAUCCAUACUGUACUCUCCGUCCCCUCCCCUCCUUUUUCCUAG